Molecule: messenger RNA, 1056 nt
Organism: Botrytis byssoidea
Lineage: Eukaryota; Fungi; Ascomycota; Leotiomycetes; Helotiales; Sclerotiniaceae
Exons: 3
Coding region: 1-1056 (351 amino acids)
Molecular function (GO): zinc ion binding; oxidoreductase activity
Source: RefSeq, a predicted model, not a curated record
AUGGAGAAUCUCCCAAAGGAACAAUGGGCGCAAGUAGUCGAAGAAACUGGCAAACCCGUCGUCUACAAGAAAAUCCCCGUCCAAAAGCCCGGUCCUGACGAAGUCCUCGUAAACAUAAAGUUUUCCGGUGUAUGUCACACUGAUUUACAUGCUGUAAAUGGUGACUGGCCAUUAGACACAAAGCUUCCACUCGUGGGAGGACACGAGGGAGCUGGUAUUGUUGUUGCCGUUGGUAGUCUUGUUGAGGAUGUGAAGGUUGGUGAUCAUGCUGGUGUUAAGUGGUUGAAUGGAAGUUGCCUCGCCUGUGAUUUCUGUCAACAAUCUGACGAACCACUCUGCGCCAAAGCCCUCCUCUCAGGAUACACAGUCGAUGGGACGUUUCAAGAAUAUUGCAUCGCAAAAGCCGCACACGUUGCACGUAUUCCAAAGGAAUGCGAUCUCGAAGCCAUUGCUCCCGUUCUUUGCGCUGGUAUAACCGUUUACAAGGGCCUGAAAGAAUCUGGAGUUCGCCCAGGUCAAACUGUAGCUAUUGUUGGUGCUGGAGGCGGUUUAGGAUCGCUUGCAUGCCAGUAUGCUAAAGCUAUGGGAUUAGACAUUAUUGCAAUUGACGGAGGUGCCGAGAAGAAGAAAAUGACACAAGAGUUGGGAGCGCAGCAUUAUGUUGACUUUAUGUCAAGCAGCAAUCUGGUCAAUGACGUCAAGGCUUGCACACGCGAUGGAUUGGGACCUCAUGCUGUUAUUUUGGUUGCGGUCAAUGAAAAGCCAUUCCAGCAAGCUGCGGAGUAUGUUCGACCCCGCGGUACUGUCGUUGCUAUCGGUCUCCCAGCUGGUGCUUAUCUUCGUGCGCCUGUUUUCGAGUCAGUUGUCAAGAUGAUUACCAUCAAGGGAUCGUACGUUGGCAACCGACAAGAUUCUGCUGAGGCUAUUGAGUUUUUCAGACGUGGUCUUAUUAAGGCUCCGUAUAAGACAUGCGGUUUGAGCGAGUUGCAGAAAGUCUAUGACUUGAUGAACGAGGGCAAGAUUGCUGGAAGAUAUGUGGUUGAUACCAGCAAAUGA